Gryllus bimaculatus (two-spotted cricket) is the source of this 713-nucleotide messenger RNA. NCBI's taxonomy places the organism in Eukaryota, Metazoa, Arthropoda, Insecta, Orthoptera, Gryllidae. The record is from the annotation of a GenBank genome assembly.
CCCCAACAACAAACUUGAGUACUCUAUGGCUGAAACCAAAGAGAAUAUCUGGCUGUGAAACCAGAAGCAAAACAUUAUUCGAGAGUGAAAAAGUUUAGAUCGCGAUGGAAGACGUAGAUCUUUUAGCUGAAAAUAUUAUCAAAAUCGAAGAGAUCAAAGAAGAGCCAGUGGACGAAAAAGAAGACUAUUGCUGGAAUUCCAUUGCAAAAGAUGAACCCAGUACUUUACAGCAUUCAGUGAAAGAAGAAGAUGAUAAACGUGAUGAGGAGUUGGAUCCACCAUUUGCUGUGUUUGUUCAGCCAGUGGAGAAGCAAGAAGGAGCCAUUGAAGAGACAAAGGAUCCUCUUGCAAUAUCUUGUGAACGUGCUUCUGUUGGAACAAUAGAAACUGAAAUUGCUUCGAGUUCCCCAGAUAUCCACAUGCGCACCCACACUGGUAAUAAACCGUUUCAGUGCUCUAUCUGUGAAAAGAGCUUCAGUAUCUUGGGGAACUUACAUAGGCACGUGGGCACCCACACUGGUAAUAAACCUUUUCAGUGUUCCGUCUGUGAAAAGAGCUUCAGUGUAAAGGGGAAUUUACAUAGGCACGUGAGCACUCACACUGGAGAAAAACCUUUUCAACUGAAAGAGAACUUAGAUACCCACAUGCGCACUCACUUUGGUAAUAAACCUUGCCAGUAUUCCAUCUAUGAAAAGUGCUUCGGUACAAAGUGA